Molecule: messenger RNA, 2363 nt
Organism: Cyclopterus lumpus (lumpfish)
Lineage: Eukaryota; Metazoa; Chordata; Actinopteri; Perciformes; Cyclopteridae
Gene: hsf1
Product: heat shock transcription factor 1
Exons: 15
Coding region: 290-1927 (545 amino acids)
Biological process (GO): regulation of DNA-templated transcription
Molecular function (GO): sequence-specific DNA binding; DNA-binding transcription factor activity
Source: RefSeq, a predicted model, not a curated record
GCGAAUUCCAGCUCAUUAACUCGACCAGACGUUCACGCGUCAUCACUGUGCGACAGCCGGCUUGCUACGCAGUUGUUAGAGUGAUCGGAUUUGUUUUCAUUUUCCGUUCUUGAGUUUUUAUUAAGAAUACAUAUUAAUACGUCAGCUGGAGACCAGCAGACCGGCGGCACGGUCCAGGACCAGGAGCCAGCUACCUGUGACCCGGAUCAGACCACAGUACUUCAUCAGUUAUCUGUUAACAUCGUUAGCUCAGAUUAGCUUCAGCGGGUUGCUCGUUUCUGUGUCUCUGAUGGAUAGUUCCGGAGUAGGAGGGGGGACGAUGCUGAGCGGCGGCAACGUCCCGGCCUUCCUCACCAAACUGUGGACCCUGGUGGAGGACCCGGACACCGACCCGCUCAUCUGCUGGAGUCCGAGUGGAACCAGCUUCCAUGUGUUCGAUCAGGCUCGCUUCUCUAAAGACGUUCUACCAAAGUUCUUCAAACACAGCAACAUGGCCAGCUUCAUCCGACAGCUCAACAUGUAUGGGUUCCGUAAGGUGGUGCACAUCGAACACGGCGGUUUGGUGAAACCAGAGAGAGACGACACAGAGUUCCAACAUCCGUUCUUCAUCAGAGGAGAAGAACACCUGCUGGAGAACAUCAAGCGCAAAGUCACCAGUGUGUCGUCUGUGCGCCAGGAGGAAGUGAAGAUGUCUGCACACGAUGUGAGCAAGAUCCUGAACGAUGUCCAGCUGAUGAAGGGAAAGCAGGAAACUAUCGACUCCAGAAUCAUCGCCAUGAAACAUGAGAAUGAGGCUCUGUGGAGAGAAGUGGCCAGUCUGAGACAGAAACACGUUCAGCAACAGAAAGUUGUCAACAAGUUGAUCCAAUUCCUGGUGUCUCUUGUCCAGUCCAACAGGAUUCUGGGUGUCAAGAGGAAAAUUCCCCUGAUGUUGAAUGACUCUAGCUCCUCCCACUCCAUGCCAAAAUACAGUCGUCCUCUCUCAUUGGAGCAUAUGCAGGCAGCAGACAGUUUAUUCUCAGCUGACUCCCUGGUGAACUCUGGACCAAUCAUCUCUGACAUCACAGAUGUGGCCAUGCCCAUAGGCGAGAAUUUGGCCUGUGAUUGGAAUGAUGUUGAAGAAAGACAGUCAGUCCACUUAAAAGAGGAGCCUUCCAUUCCUGACUUGGAGGUGUGUCCUGAUCUGGAGAGCGGAGAUACUCAUCUUGACACGCCCCUCUCCCCCACCACCUUCAUCAACUCCAUCUUACAGGAAAACGAGAUCAAGCCGAGCCUGAACACCUCCAUUACCAAUCCUACACCAGGUAGUCCCAUUGUUGUGAUGAGCCCUGCUUCUACUGGGCCCCUUCCAUCAGCCCCAGCCAGCCAGUCGCUUGCCUGUCUUCCCACCCAAAACCCUGCCCUCAGCCUCACCAAACCUCAGCAGAAAUGUCAAACCAUCGCCUGUAUUGACAGACCCCGCCCCCCUCCCUCUGCAGGUGGACUGUCACCUGAUCGGUGGCGCUUCGUAUCAACACGAGCUGACAAGUCUGAACUGUCCAAUCAUGUCGACUGCAUUGACAGCAGUCUGGAAAACCUGCAGAGCAUCCUGAACACACAAGCCUUCACCUUCGACACCUCCCCGCUCAUGGAGUUUUUCAGUUCUUCCUGUUCCUCUGGAGACUUUGAUCUGGACUGUUUGGACACUCUGCUGUCUGAAGAAGUCCCAAAUGGAAGUGAAAGCAGCAACAGCAUCAACGCAGGGAAGCAGCUUGUGCAGUACACACCUGUCCUGAUGUCUGAACCAAUCAGCUCGGGGGAGGGCGUGGCCAACCUGCCCUCCCUCCUGGAGCUGGAGGCGGGGCCUUUCUUAAUCUCUGACCUGCCCACUGAUGACCCUGCUGCUGCUCUGCUAAGCCACGCCCACCUGGACUCCGACCUCAGCUAGAAAAGGGCGUUAACAUGUGAUUUAUGGGUCACCAUGACAACAGGACAGUGGGCUCGCUGACUCAGAAGCAUCAAUAGAGGAAACUGUUGAUCGAUCAGUAGGUCAAAAGUCAAGUUAUAUUAUGCAGAUUAAUAUUAACCAGUUUAUAUACCUGUCUUCUACUUCUUUUUCUUUAUUGUUUUUCUUCUUUGCCGCUUUUAUUAAAACCGAUGUUAACCCCCCCCCCCAAAAAAAGGAUCAUGCGACUUCUGCAUGUUCAAGUCUUUGUUUUCCUGUAUCCAAAAUAUAAGAUGGAGAGAAUCUGAAUAUUUUUGAAAAGUUUCUUAUGAAUGAGAAGUGUUUAUUAGAUAGAUAGAGACGAUAAGAAUCCUUUUCAGUCUCUUAUUGAAUCUUUUCUGGUCGUUUGUUUGUUGGAAUGAAGAAACAUCUGAGUAAA